ACCGCUGACGCUCAGGAUGCUCAUAGAUCUGCAGCGUAUAGAUCUUCUAGAUAGUGUUUUGGGGAAUGUCCACCGUCAGUCUGAGGACAUGCAGGCAGAGCAGGUCAGUGUAGUCUGAGGGAUGUUGUCAUUAUCGUGGAGACUCAGCACAGACGGCAGAUGUUAACAGCUCUGUUGAGCUUCUGUUGAGGUUACGGGUGAGUGUGCAGGUGAAGCAACAAGACAACUGUCACAUGGCAACCGCACCACCUUUCACCUCCUUUUGGACAAUUUGACGACGGAACGUCCGGCGUAGAGACAUGUCCAGAGACAGCAUGACCGCCGUACGAGGAGCCCACCCGCAAGCUGCGAGCACCACGGCGCCCAAAGAGAAUGGCCACGCCGCACCGAGUCCCGCUCAGGCCGGCGCUCGUUCUCCUCGCCCCUCUGCGGGGAACACGCCCGAUGACACCCCGGUGUCGGCCACCAGCGAGCUAACGCAGACGUGGGUCCACUUCGCCAAGACCUUUGUGCUCAUCUUCCCUGUUUAUGCUCUGGGCUACUUUGACUUCAGCUUCAGUUGGAUGUUGAUUGGACUUGUGAUUUAUUUCUGGUGGCGGACAAACGCAGCAGGAAAGAGAAGCCGUCUGAGCCGAGCUUUGGCGUUCUUGGAGCAGGAGGACAGCAGCCUCGCGCCGGGUCUGACUACCUCGGACUUACCGCCAUGGGUCCACUUCCCAGACGUGGAGCGAGUGGAGUGGCUAAACAAGACGCUGAAGCAGAUGUGGCCGUACAUCAGCAAGUAUCUGGAGAAGCUGUUUCGAGAGACGGUGGAGCCGGCGGUGAAGGAGUCCAACGUCCAUCUCAGCACCUUCUGCUUCAGCAAGAUGGACUUUGGAGACAAACCUCUGAGGGUCAACGGGGUCAAGGUUUACACUGAGAACGUGGACAGAAGACAGAUUGUCAUGGACCUGCAGAUAAGCUUUGUAGGGAACACAGAGGUGGAGGUGGACAUCAAGCGCUACUACUGCAAAGCAGGCAUCAGGAGCAUUCAGAUUCACGGCGUGCUGCGAGUGGUGAUGGAGCCGUUGCUUGGCGACGCUCCCCUGGUCGGAGCGCUGUCUCUCUUCUUCCUCAAGAAGCCGCUUGUGGACAUCAACUGGACAGGCCUGACUAAUUUACUGGACAUUCCUGGGCUCACUGGCCUCUCUGACAGUCUGAUCGAAGACAUCAUCUCCUCUUAUCUGGUCUUGCCCAACCGCAUCACCGUCCCCCUGCUUGGAGACGUGGAACUGGCCCAGCUGCGCUUCCCCAUGCCAAAGGGUGUCCUUAGGAUUCACUUCUUGGAGGCUCAGGAUCUUGAAGGCAAGGAUAAAUUCCUGGGCGGGCUCAUCAAGGGCAAGUCGGACCCUUACGGCAUCCUGCAGAUCGGCAAUCAACUCUUCCAGAGCAAGACCAUCAAGGAGAGCCUUCAUCCCAAAUGGAAUGAAGUCUACGAGGCCUUGGUGUACGAGCACUCAGGGCAGCACCUGGAGAUCGAGUUGUUCGAUGAAGAUCCAGACAAAGACGAUUUCCUGGGAAGCCUGAUGAUCGACAUGAGCGAGCUGUACAAAGAGCAGAAGGUGGACGAGUGGUUCGACCUGGAGGAAGCUCCCACUGGGAAGCUCCACCUAAAACUAGAGUGGCUCUCUCUGCUAUCCACAUGCGAGAAGCUGGAGCAGGUGCUGCGAAGUGUGCGGGCUGACAGAAGCCUGACCAAUGAGGGCCUGUCGUCAGCACUGCUGGUGGUCUACCUGGACUCUGCUAAGAACCUUCCGAGCAUCUUCAGCGGCAGUUUAGGAUGUGGAAAUUUAAGCGAGAGACGAGCGUCGGGUCUGGUGUUUUGCGAGAGCGGCGACUCAGAGUGCCGCAGCAUCGGCAACAACCUGUCAGAUUUCAGCUGUGACGGGUUGAAGCAGGUCUUUAAGGCCCUGAAGUCUGCAAAGAAGAGCAGCAGUGAGCCGAGUCCUUACGUCCAGUUGACUGUUGGACACAAGACACAGGAGAGCAAGAUCCGCUACAAAACCAAAGAGCCCUUGUGGGAGGAUUGUUUCUCAUUCCUCGUUCACAAUCCCAGGAGGCAGGAGCUGGAGGUGGAGGUGAAAGACGACAAGGCCAAAUGCACCUUGGGUACCCUCAGUGUGCCUUUGAGCACUCUCCUGGCGGAAGACGACAUGACGCUGACGCAGUGCUUCCCUCUCAGGAACUCUGGUCCCAGCUCAAGCAUCAAACUGAAAAUGGCCCUUAGGAUCCUGUCAUUAGAGAAGCAGGUCUCCUCUGACCAGCCCUCCUCAGUCCAGGUCCGUAAGUCCAGUCUCCCCCAAGCGUCCGCCGCGGCCUCCCUGAGAGCAUCCACAUCCGACUCGCCGCCGCCGCCCGCACACGCCUCCUCCCUGACACUGCAUCACAGGGAUGGCGAGCCGUACGCAGCCAGCCCCCUGCGCUCGGCCUCCAGCCUUUGCGUGGGCAUGUCUGCGUCCCAGAAGCACCUGGCCCACAAGGAGUCCACGCCCAGCUUGGCCUCGGACAUCUCGCUGCCCUUCGCCACCUUGGAGCUCCAGCAGAGACUACAGCAGCUGCACAAUGGCUCAACCCCCAGCCAGUUCCCCCUGGGGGAGGUCCAGCUGACGGUUCGACACAGCGCCCAGAGGAACAAACUCAUCGUGGUGGUCCACGCCUGCCGUAACUUGAUCGCCUUCAGCAAAGACGCAUCUGAUCCCUUCAUCCGCCUCUAUCUGCUGCCUGACAAGAGCCGCGCGGGCAGGAGGAAGACCAGCACCAUGAAGAGGACCCUCAACCCUGUUUAUGAUCACACGUUUGAGUUCAGCGUCUCUAUUGUGGAGCUCCACCGGAGAACUUUGGAUGUAGCAGUGAAGAACGCAGGGAACAUCUUGUCCAAACACAAAGGCCUCCUGGGGAAAGUGUUGGUGGAUUUAAGUGGGGAUGAAAUAUCAAAAGGAUGGACACAAUGGUACGAGCUGAGUGAAGAUGGUUUGUCGUGUAAAGAAAGUGUCCAGGACACAGUUACAUAGUGUGCUUUUAAUUCUUGAUUUCUUUUAUUCUUGUACAUUUGUCAUAUAGUUUACAGGAAUCCUUUCAGCAUGUGUUCCUGUUAUUAUUAUUCUGGCUGUAAGAUGAUUGUAAAGAAAGAAAACACUUGUUUGUGUUUCUCGUGUUACGUGUUAUGUUUGUGUUGCAACUUGCACCGCAUUGAAAUGAGUCAAAAGUUGUUCUUGCUGUCUGUCCAACAUUUCAAACUCUUACCAAAGGAACACAAUCCAUCCCAAACGUUGGCCACGUAGCAGCUGCUGUUUUUUUACCUUUAUUUAUUUUUGCUUGAUUUCAAAAGCGGAAUGCACGUACAUGCAAAGACAAAAACACAAACGCUCUGUGAGCUUUUUGGUGCAAUAUUUGUUGUUUUGGACGUGCAUGGUCUCACGUAUGGGAAGACCUGUUGGCCCUUUUGUAGGGCUGCAAAUGAGUGCGGUAUAAAGCGAACAAUUUCAAAAGAUACUUGAAUUUGGUUUCGAUGCAAACCAGAUGUGAGCCAAGAACAAUGAAGAGAGACAACUGUUCAUGUAUUUUAAUAUGCAGGGCUGCCAGCAGUUAUGAUUUUGUGUUUAUUGAAGCGUUUAAAUUCCUGUUAUCUAUCCUGUGCCUUAAAAAAACAACUCACCGUGUCAUUUUGCCUUCUUAAACUUGUUGAUUUUGAAUGAUACGUGGCUUUUGAUGAAUAA
This is a messenger RNA of Dunckerocampus dactyliophorus (ringed pipefish), 3755 nucleotides long. It is a transcript of the gene esyt2b, whose product is annotated as extended synaptotagmin-like protein 2b. Lineage: Eukaryota; Metazoa; Chordata; Actinopteri; Syngnathiformes; Syngnathidae. Gene Ontology annotation, biological process: lipid transport. The coding region runs from base 300 to 3050 and encodes 916 amino acids. Gene Ontology annotation, molecular function: lipid binding. The record is from RefSeq and is a predicted model, not a curated record. The transcript has 24 exons.